AUGGUGAAGCCUCCGGCUAGACAGUGGUACGUGUCGCCUCUCAUCAAGAAAUAUACUCUCGCACUUCUGUUGGUGGCAGCCAUGACGGCCUGUGUCCUGGCGGGAGGCUCUGGAGGCGGUUACGGUGGCGGCUACGGAGGAGGCCGUGGAGGCUAUGGUGGUGGUUAUGGCGGUGGUCGAGGUGGCGGCUAUGGUGGUGGUUAUGGCGGCGGUUAUGGCGGCGGUCGCGGAGGUUAUGGUGGGGGCUACGGAGGCGGCUAUGGCGGAGGCUACGGAAGCGGUCGUGGAGGCGGCUAUGUUCAGAAGCAAGUCUUACGAGUCAAGAACCAUGGAGUCAUGCUUCUGCUCAAUUAA
Molecule: messenger RNA, 354 nt
Organism: Penaeus chinensis
Lineage: Eukaryota; Metazoa; Arthropoda; Malacostraca; Decapoda; Penaeidae
Product: glycine-rich cell wall structural protein-like
Exons: 3
Coding region: 1-354 (117 amino acids)
Source: RefSeq, a predicted model, not a curated record